This is a messenger RNA of Lathyrus oleraceus (garden pea), 1315 nucleotides long. Its product is annotated as putative anthocyanidin reductase. Gene Ontology annotation, molecular function: oxidoreductase activity, acting on the CH-OH group of donors, NAD or NADP as acceptor. The coding region runs from base 114 to 1112 and encodes 332 amino acids. The transcript has 5 exons. NCBI's taxonomy places the organism in Eukaryota, Viridiplantae, Streptophyta, Magnoliopsida, Fabales, Fabaceae. The record is from RefSeq and is a predicted model, not a curated record.
UUGGAAACCAUUUUCUUUACGGAUCUAUCAUGUUAUCUAAGAAGCUAAGAGUUUCAAAACAGUCUAAAAUCAUUUCUGUUUCAGAAAUUUGAAGAAAAAGAAGAAGCUUAGGUAUGGAAAGUAGUUGCAAGGUGUGUGUGACUGGUAGUGCUGGUUACAUUGGUUCUCUAUUAGUCAAAAAGCUUCUACAAAAGGGCUACACCGUUCAUGCUACUCUUAGAAACUUGAAAGACGAAUCGAAAGUAGGUUUAUUGAGAGACCUUCCUCAUGCGAAUACUAGACUUGUGUUAUUUGAAGCUGACAUAUACAAACCAGAUGAGUUUAGGCAGGCAAUUCAAGGCUGUGAGUUUGUCUUUCAUGUUGCUACUGCCUUUCAACACCAUACUCAUUCUCAGUUUAAGAGCAUUGAAGAAGCUGUAAUAGAAGGUGUAAAAAGCAUAGCUACGAAUUGUAUUAAAUCAGGAACCGUAAGAAAACUAAUAUACACCGGCACUGUUCUUUCUUCUUCUCCAUUGAAGGAUGAUGGAAGUGACUACAAAAACUUCAUUGAUGAAACUUGUUGGACACCUCUACAUCUUCCUCUCACUGCUCUCCACAAGGAAUAUGUUGGUUCUAAGACACUGGCUGAGAAAGAACUCUCAAUGAGUUAUGGAAAUGGUGGAAUUGAGGUGGUUAGUCUAGCUGUUGGCCUAGUGGGAGGAGAUGCUCUUCUGAGUUACAUACCGGUAAGUGUUGCAUCGCUUAUUGCUCAGGUUAAAGACGAUGAAGCCAUACAUGAGUCUUUGAAGUUCGUAGAAGAUAUAUGCGGGAAAAUUCCACUUGUUCACGUCGAUGAUGUUUGUGAAGCUCAUAUCUUUUGUGCUGAGAAUCCAUCUAUCAAAGGCAGAUUCUUGCUUGCAAACUCAUAUGCAUCAUCAGCAGAGAUAUCAAAUUAUUAUCUUCAAAACUAUCCAGAAUUCAAUUUGAAGGAGAAGUAUUUGGAAGGGCCAAGGAGGGAAAUAAAAUGGGCAUCAGCAAAGCUCAUUGAUGAAGGGUUUGUUUACAAGCAUGAUCUCAAGAUGAUAUUGGAUGAUAGUAUCAAAUGCGCAAGAAGGAUAGGGGAUCUUAGUUAGUAUGUAAUGAUAUAGAAAUUAGUGUUUAUCAAUCCACCUCUUAUAUGCUUAAGUCUAUUAGAAUCUAUUGUCGAAGGGAUCUUUGUGAUAUUGAAUUUUCUGUCAAAGUAAAUUAUUGGAAGAAUAUUUCCAAAAAACCCAUUAUUUGAAAGGAUAGAUUGAUAAAUUCUCUAUAUAAAUUAUGUUGUAUAACUCUUUUUAUA